Parnassius apollo (apollo) is the source of this 1863-nucleotide messenger RNA. The record is from the annotation of a GenBank genome assembly. Lineage: Eukaryota; Metazoa; Arthropoda; Insecta; Lepidoptera; Papilionidae.
AUGGUACAAAGAGGAACGCGCAUAGGGCCGCUGCCUGGGGGUCGCCGGGGCGCGUCUGGAGCUGGCGCUGGACGCGGCAGCAUGCGGGCCGCCAGCCGAGCGCGAGGAGCUGUACGAUCACCUAGCAGCCCUCCGCAUCCAUCAUCCCCACCAGAAGGCUUGGUGUCGGCUGGGUCUUCUCGGACUCAGCAAGCGGCACCCGCCGCUGGUGGAGCACGUCGCAUGCGUUGGUCACAAACAAUGAACGCAAACGCACUGCGGGCGUACUUUAGGGCAAAAGGGGAAGAGACCGGAUGUUUGGCAUAUCGGGCUCGGAUGCAUCGCUUUUUUGCAGAGCUGGAGCCAUCUCUAUCCGUCAAUGAGCAAAACCUGGCAGACCGAGUUCGGUACAUCCUGCGCUCCAACAUAUUUGGUGACGCCGAACUCGAACGACUACGACGUGAGGCUGUUCCCUCAUCGGAUGGAAAUGCUACGGCUGGGAAUGCGGCGCCACUAAUUGCGCAGCAAACUGCAAAUGUGGACGCUGCCGUCAAUAUUCCAUUUGUGGUUGAUUCAGACGAUGAUGGAAUAGUCUCCUACGAACUAGAGAAAAUGAGGAGCAUAUUGGAAGAGUCGAUGCUGGAAACGCGCAGCAUGCCUCUCGAAAAUCGACCGCGACUUCCCCGCAUAACCCUUAGCAAGCGAAAUCGGGCUGUCGUGCGGGCUCUUAACCCAAUGCUGGUGACCUAUUUGGAAGCCAGCCGGGACCUUUGCGAGACGGACUCAAUUCUUUUUGGCGCCGCACUGGCAGUAUGCCGUAUUAUUGGCGCCAAACUUCCCAUGGCUGGACGUGCUACUCAACAAGGUAGUGCCAUCCCAGCCUGGAGAAAAAGAGUCGAGGACCGUAUCGCAAAGGCAAGGGCCCUUAUCGGCAGACUGACAAGCUUCAGGUCGGGUAAUAUUAGACCGAGAGUUGUGCGCACCGUUAGAAUGGCGUUUGCUGGGACAAAUAUUAGUUUGUCCCAGCCGGAUAUCACGCAGAAACUAACGGAGCGCAUAGAUGACCUGAAGCAAAAAAUCGCUGCUUGGGGGAAGCGGAAUCGACGAUUUAGCGAGAGGUCAAGGCGGUUCAACCAAAAUCGUCUCUUCCAGAGUGAUCAGAAGAGGCUCUAUAAAUCAUUGGAGCGACCAGAGGUAUGUGGAGCGGGCCCAGGACCGGAUCAGGCUGACACUGUCGCAUUUUGGCGUGGCCUGUGGUCAGAGCCCGUAAACCACAGCGAGGGCCCUUGGAUGGAAGUUGUGGCGAGCCAGAGUGCAAGUGUUACGCCUAUGGACCCCGUCACCAUAACGCCUGAAGACGUGGCUGAGGCGGUAUCAAUACGUCUCACCAAGCAGCAGACAUCUACUAAUGCCAUCGAUGACGGUACUUCCAAACUGCCUGUUCGUAACAAUUAUGUUACGAGCCAGACCGCGCCAGACCAGACCGGCAGGCCGUGGGAACCGAUGCAUCCGAUGAGGCCUGCGGUGGCCUGUUGUCGCCCGUCCGAUCCAUCGGGAGUCGGUAAAAUCAAAGGCGCGGCGCCUCGCGGCGCGACGGUGCCUGUCGCGACCUGUACGGGCGCGUCUGCGUCGGUUGUAAUCGUUCAUUUCACCUGCGGAGGCGCCUGCGCGUACACGCACAUGAUGAAAAUGAACCAGCGCUUUGCGGCUACAUACGCAACCGUGCGCUCUGUAUCGCCUAACAUGUUGGAAUGUCAGUCAACAGGCCGCACUAGGCCGGCACACGCCGUGGGAACGCUCAGUAGGGGCCACGACAGGCAUAUACAGGCGGUGGAACGCCUGGCGCGUCCUGUCGCCUGGCGGGCCGUGGGACCCCACCUUUAG